AUAACAAACAAAGAAAAAAAGAAAAAAAUCUCAUCUUCCGCCGUUGUCAUCUCGACGAGUGGUCGAAGAAAUCGCCCGUUCCUCUCCUCUCCAUUCUGUUUUGGCUCCGGGACAACAAUUCACGCCAAAACCCUCCAUCUUUCUCUCGCUAUGGCUGCCUCCUCCUCCACGGUGGAAGUGCCCAUCUUCCUUGCGCGGAGGACCAAGACCAAGGCCAGCUUUGACUCUCUUCCUCUGCCUCCCAAAUGGCAUCCCCUUCUCUGCCACGGCCGAUUGCGAGUCAAAUCGCCGCUCCGUGCUCCGAUUAGAAACCCACGCCACGAAUUCAUCAGAAUCAUCUGCGGACGACGACCCGCCGCUGCUUCGAGGUCUCCCCCUUGUUCAUUUUCCUGGGACGGGAACAACCCCUUCGGUGGCCGCCUCUUCAGCUCGGUCCUUGAGACCCUCACUGGUGCCAAGUGGCCGUCGAUUGCGGCCGUGCUCUUGGGAGCUUUUCUCACGGUCGCCGACCCAUGUCCCGCCUCCUGCGACUUCCUCCAUUCCGCCUCCUCUUGGCUCCAAUGGGCUCCGUCGUGCGCGGACGUCUGCUCCCUGUUCGGAGCUCCAGCCGAUGUCUUCCGAGAAAGUGAUGGCUCCUUCCUCCUCAUCAUGGUGGGAUCCUCCCUGGCAGCCGCGCUGCUGGCUGGACUUCUCCCGGACCCCCUUUUUCGUGAUGAUGAAAGCCACCUCUCUCUUCGGGUUCAAAAUUUAUGCAAGAUAAGAUCACUUCAAAGAAUUUUUGAUCAAUUCAGUCGAACUCCUGAUAUAUACACUACGGUGAUCUUGAGUUAUGUGUUAGCAGAUGUAUAUGCUAAACGGACUAUCUUCGUCAAUCAGCUUGGUGCAUCUGGACGUUCUUCUGUUUAUGGAAGACGAAUUGGCUUUCAGCUGAAUCACCGCAGCCAUAUUUCAACAAGAAAGAAGCAACAUGGGCAUUAUAUGAAGGCAGUUGCUACUGUUGAUUCAAAAUUCUUGGUUUCUCCUUCCAGUGAGAAUACUGAUGAACAUAAUGACAACUUGCCCUGUAGUUCUAUCUCAGUUAGCAAAAUGUUACAAUCUUCGACAGAAGAAAACACCCCUGAAAUAGAUGAGAGGGAAAAGUUGAGACGAAUGAGAAUCUCCAAAGCAAAUAAAGGGAAUGUUCCAUGGAAUAAGGGAAGGAAACACAGUGCAGAAACUAUUCAGCGAAUUCGAGAGAGGACCAGAUUAGCAAUGCAGGAUCCCAAGGUCAGGGCGAAGUUGGUGAACUUGGGACGUGCUCAGAGUGAGGAGACUAGGAUAAAAAUUGGCAUAGGAGUACGUGAAGGUUGGCAGAGACGGCGUCAAAAGCUGAUGAUACAGGAAGGCUGUGUUUUUGAGUGGCACAACAUAAUUGCAGCUGCUGCCAGAGAAGGUUUUGCUGGUGAAGAUGAGCUGCAAUGGAGUUCAUACAAGAUUUUGAGUGAACAGUUACAGCGGGAAUGGCUGGAAAGCAUUGAGAAGAGGAAAACAAUGCCUAGACCAAAAGGUAGCAAACGAGCACCAAAGUCACCUGAGCAACGAAGAAAGAUAUCGGAGGCCAUCUCUGCUAAGUGGGCAGAUCCUGAAUACCGUGACCGAGUUUGCAGUGCACUUGCUAAGUAUCAUGGCACAACUGUUGGAGCCGAAAGAAGACAAAGAAGAAAAGUAAGUGGCGGAACUCCUUUGAGAAGGAAACCUGAGAAAAAGAAAUUUGCAAAAUCCAACAGCAUUAGCGAUGAAGCAAAAAGCAUCAAGAAAGUAGUAUCUAAGCGAAAGAGAACUCCAUCAUAUAAAGACCCAAUGGCAAGUUCCAAACUGGAGAUGAUAAAGAAAAUUAGAGCCCAAAGAGAAGAGAUGGAAAUUAAAAAACGAGAAGCUACCGAAAGAGCAAAGUUAUUAAUUGCUGAAGCAGAGAAGGCAGCGCAAGCCCUUGAGUUGGCUGCACUGACAAACCCUGUUGCACAAGCUUCACUGUUGGAAACCAGGAAGCUGAUUGUCGAGGCAACACGGUCCAUUAAAAACAUAGAGCAGGGGCAAUUGACAUCACAGGGUACACGAGGUCAGACAUUUUCUGAUUCUGUUAGACCUAAUAAUCAUUUGCAGAACAGUCCAGGAAAUCUUAGCAGUCCGAAGUGGCCAAGCAAACUUGUAAAUGGAACUCAUCUUCUUUCUUCCAGUAUCAGUUACCACAGGGACUUGGAUUUUGUUAACUUAUCACCAUCAACCGAGGAAACCUCUAGCAAUGAUUCAUUUUUGCAUGAUGAGUUUUUGAUGAGGAAGUCAGUGAUGACAGACAACCAAAUGGUUUUCUCUAAGGUUGGUGGCUCCAUCAGAUACAAAAACCUCAAAUCUGAGGAAGAGGAAUCAGAUAUUUCUGAAAUAAAAAAUAGUGAGACAUCUGGAUCAUCGUUAUUCUUAAAGAAGAAUUGGGUUCGUGGGAGAUUUGUCGAAGUGGAAGAAGAAGAUGAUUUUUCAAAAUAAGGUGGCGUGGUGCAAGACAAGCAAAGGUUAGCAUGUCAAGAAACUAAGCCUUAUUUCUCUUUGGUGUAGUUUUGAUUCUCGGUCUGUUGGAAAUACAUUUACGAAUGACUGUAUAUGAAACUCACGCCAUCAAUUGAUGUCAAGCCAAAUAAGGCAGUCAAUUUGCAUGAUAACAAGAUCCUUCACGGAGAGGGAAUCUUAUUAGACCAACUAAAAUGUUGUUAGGGAUGGUUGUAUACACAUUAGAUUAUUAUGCUUAACAAGUAGCAAUACAGAAUUUCCUGUU
Messenger RNA from Musa acuminata AAA Group (dessert banana), 2806 nucleotides. RefSeq lists its product as uncharacterized. NCBI's taxonomy places the organism in Eukaryota, Viridiplantae, Streptophyta, Magnoliopsida, Zingiberales, Musaceae. The transcript has 8 exons. Gene Ontology annotation, molecular function: DNA binding. The record is from RefSeq and is a predicted model, not a curated record. Bases 151 to 2520 code for a protein of 789 amino acids.